CAUCACUCGGUCGAAACCCGAAUUAACCCAUCAGCAUGUCUUCCAACGUGGGUCUGUCUACUCCACGUGGAAGCGGAACAUCAGGCUACGUACAGAAGAACAGGUCGCUGCUGAGGCACCGCGACAAGGGCGAUCCGUAUCCCAAGGACUGGGAGCAGACAAAACACCGUCAGCGACAACCUGAUCCCGAGAUUCUAGAACACGAUCGCAAGCGGGAAAUUGAAGUCAAGGUGCUAGAGCUACGCGACCAGCUCGAAGAGGAAGGCGUGGACGAGGACGAGAUCGAUGAUCGCUGCGACGCAUUGCGCAAAAAGCUCGAUGACGAGAGAAAAGCCGGCAAGGGUGGCGGCGGGCCAGAUGCUCGCAACCUCAAAGUCCAUCAGGUGCACGAUCUGGCCCAGGCCAAGAUCGAAGAGAGUGAACGCCUUCGAAAGGCGCUUGGCAUUUCUGCAGACUACGAAGAAGGGAGCCACUGGCGAAAGCAGGAAGAACGCUUACGGGAUUCGCUCGCUCAAAAAGAGCAGGAGUCGGACUGAGCACCCACGCCAUCUGCCAGCAUGGGACUUGGCAGAUGACCGCGUUCACAUGGGCUCCCGCGCCUGUAUUGCGACGAACGAGCCAGAAAGAAGGAUUAAGCUGUCGAUGAUGGCAGUUCAGCUUACCACCCAUGCUCUACGAACAUCAUGUGUGAAUGUGGCCUUGGGCGAGGGGGAGGAUGAGAGAGGGAAUAGAGGGUCCAAAGAAAACAAGCAGCAUGAGACAUGUGGUUGGCUGACGGAGUAUAGUACAUUUCCACAUGCAUCUGGAAAUAGUGUAUUGACUGGCUGGCCACCCUGGCGCGACAGUCCCCUUGAUUUCUUUUUUGGGUGGUUGUUUCCC
This is a messenger RNA of Periconia digitata, 879 nucleotides long. The record is from the annotation of a GenBank genome assembly. Lineage: Eukaryota; Fungi; Ascomycota; Dothideomycetes; Pleosporales; Periconiaceae.